AUGGCAUUCACAACCAAUCCCGUCGCCAACCCUGAGGCGGUGGUUUCCGGCUCGCAGUAUCGGUUUACCAUUCUCACCGACCGCUUGGUUCGGUACGAGUGGGCGUCUGACGGCUGCUUCGAGGACCGAGCGUCCACCUUCGCCAUUAACCGGCACUUCCCGACGCCCCAAUUCCGUCUUGUUGACAACGACGAUAAUCUCGAGAUCAUUACCAACCAUUUCCAUCUAUGUUACGAUAAGAAACGAUUUUCUCCUGCAGGGUUGAACGUCCAUUUCAACUUCAAGCAUACCAACUGGGGAGCUCCAUGGCAGUAUGGACUGGACGAGAAACUCCAGUUGGGUGGCUCGCUCAACUUGGGAGGCACAGCUCGGACCCUGGACCUUUGCGACGGCCGUUGUGAUAUGGGAGAAGGAGUGAUUUCCAAAGCCGGAUAUGCGGCCCUCGAUGAUUCCAAAUCCAUGCUCUUCGAUGGAGACUUCGUGGCGGGUCGGAAACCGGGCGAUCGUAUCGAUGGGUACUUGUUUUGCUACGGCCAUGACUACAAAGCUGCGAUCAAAGCAUUCUAUUCAGUAUCCGGCAACCAGCCCAUUCUGCCCCGAUAUGCUCUCGGCAACUGGUGGAGCCGAUACUAUGCCUAUCACCAGGACGAGUAUGUCCAACUGAUGGACGAGUUCCGUGCACACGACAUCCCAAUAUCAGUGUCAGUGGUGGAUAUGGACUGGCAUCUUGUUUCAGACCCUUGUGUACCUCAUGCCGGAUGGACGGGCUAUACCUGGAAUAAGAAUCUCUUCCCAGAUCCGGAGAAAUUCCGGAGUGACCUGCACAAGAGACGCCUGAAGAUUACUCUGAACGAUCACCCUCAUAAUGGAAUUCACUCGCAUGAAGAUGUGUACGAGGAAAUGGCCAAGGCGCUAGGCUAUAAUACCCAGGAAAAAAUACCAAUUAUCUUUGAUCCCUCUAACCCCAGGUUCAUGAAAGCGUACCUCGAGAUGCACCAUACGCUAGAGAAAACAGCGUGUGAUUUUUGGUGGAUUGAUUGGCAGCAAGGCCCUUACUCCAAAGUCUCUGGCCUCGAUCCCCUUUGGCUUUUGAACCACUUCCACUACAUUGAUCAUGGUCGAAAUGAAAACAUCACUCCACUUAUCUUUUCUCGAUACGCUGGGCCUGGAAGCCAACGAUACCCUGUAGGAUUUUCAGGAGACACGGUGGUCACCUGGGAUUCCUUGGCCUUCCAACCGGAGUUCACCGCAACCGCGUCGAAUAUCGGUUAUGGAUGGUGGAGCCAUGAUAUUGGUGGUCAUAUAUUUGGGAGCAGAGACGAUGAACUUGUUACUCGUUGGGUCCAGUUCGGUGUCUUUUCGCCGAUUUUCCGACUCCAUUCGUCUGAUUCGAAGUGGAAUUCUAAAGAGCCAUGGAUGUACCGCUCAGAGUACGAGAAGGUCAUGGCGAACUUUAUGAGGUUACGACAUCAACUGGUACCAUUCUUGUACACAUGCAACGUAAUUGGCUCUGUGGAGGGUGAGCCUUUGGUGCAGCCGAUGUACUGGUGGUACCCGGACGCUGAACAGGCGUACGCGUUUCCCAAUCAAUAUAUCUUUGGAUCGCAACUUUUGAUUGCUCCCAUUGUUGAGCCUCGGAAUAAAACAACGCACUUAGGGGCUGUCAAAGCAUGGCUGCCGCCUGGCCCCCGGUUUGUUGACAUAUUUACUGGUCAGUUGUAUGACGCAAACCGCGAGAUCACAUUUUACCGGAGAUUAGAAGAAUACCCGGUUCUGGCCCGCGAAGGAACCAUUAUUCCCUUGGAUGCCAGCCCGGUUCCUGAAAACGGUUGCUUGAAUGUGGACGAGUUAGAGUUUCUCGUUGUAAUCGGCAACGAUGCGGAAGCCACUGUUUUGGAGGAUAUUCGAGACGAUGCGCCCGAUGCGAUGAGAGGCAAGGGCCAACGAAAAUCCGUUGUACACUUCAAACAGGCAGAAGGAAAGCUUACCGUGGAGCCAGUCCAACGUCCCUCGAAAUUCCGUUUUUUGUCGUUGACAUCCGUGCCAAACGACUUGAAAGUUUUCUGUGACGGCAUCGACAGGACGAAAGAGGCUAAGGUGACCGUCGAAGAGGCGUGCCAUGCACCUGGCCUCGUCAUCGAAUGCUCUUUCUCUGAGAUUGGUCACUGCAUCGUGAUUGAACUCGGUUCCGACCCUCAAAUCGGCGUGAUGAAUCCGACGAGCCGCCUUGAACGUCUCAUACUGGACUAUCAAUGCGCAUUCGAGAUGAAGGACCAGUUGUGGAAAGUUCCUUUCCACAAGCUCGUCAAGAACAGCGCUUACUACAGCCGCUACCAGACCAAGUACCGCCGUCGCAGAGAGGGCAAGACUGAUUACUAUGCCCGUAAGCGCCUGAUCACCCAGGCCAAGAACAAGUACAACGCCCCCAAGUACCGCCUCGUUGUCCGCUUCACCAACCGCGACAUCAUCACCCAGAUCGUCUACUCUGAGAUCUCCGGUGACAAGGUCUUCGCCAGCGCCUACGCCCACGAGCUCAAGCGCUAUGGCAUCACCAACGGUCUGACCAACUGGGCUGCCGCCUACGCCACCGGUCUCCUCCUCGCCCGCCGUACCCUCAAGAAGCUUGGCAUUGACGAGCAGUUCCCCGGUGUUGAGGAGGCUGACGGUGAGUACGCUCUCGCCGAGGCCGUUGAGACCGAGGACGGUGAGCGCCGCCCCUUCAAGGCCUUCCUUGAUGUUGGUCUUGCCCGUACCUCCACUGGUGCCCGUGUCUUCGCUGCCAUGAAGGGUGCCUCCGACGGUGGUAUCCUCGUCCCCCACUCCGAGAACCGCUUCCCCGGUUUCGAUAUUGAGACUGAGGAGCUCGAUGCCGAGACUCUCCGCACCUACAUCUUCGGUGGCCACGUCGCCGAGUACAUGGAGGGUCUUGCCGACGACGACGAGGAGCGUUACCGCGGUCAGUUCCACAAGUACCUUGAGAACGAGGUUGAGGCUGGUGACAUCGAGGACCUCUACACUGAGGCCCACAAGGCCAUCCGCGAGGACCCCUUCAAGAAGGAUGAGGAUGAGGGCUCCAAGAAGACCAAGGAGGAGUACAAGGCUGAGAGCAAGAAGUUCCAGAAGAAGAAGCUGACCCACGCCGAGCGCAAGGCUCGCGUUGAGCAGAAGAUCCGUGAGCUUGCUGCUUAA
Messenger RNA from Aspergillus bombycis, 3189 nucleotides. RefSeq names its product 60S ribosomal uL18 domain-containing protein. Lineage: Eukaryota; Fungi; Ascomycota; Eurotiomycetes; Eurotiales; Aspergillaceae. Gene Ontology annotation, molecular function: hydrolase activity, hydrolyzing O-glycosyl compounds; structural constituent of ribosome; 5S rRNA binding. Bases 1 to 3189 code for a protein of 1062 amino acids. Gene Ontology annotation, cellular component: ribosome; cytosolic large ribosomal subunit. The transcript has 3 exons. Gene Ontology annotation, biological process: carbohydrate metabolic process; ribosomal large subunit assembly; translation. The record is from RefSeq and is a predicted model, not a curated record.